Molecule: messenger RNA, 1223 nt
Organism: Ananas comosus (pineapple)
Lineage: Eukaryota; Viridiplantae; Streptophyta; Magnoliopsida; Poales; Bromeliaceae
Product: mRNA turnover protein 4 homolog
Exons: 8
Coding region: 128-817 (229 amino acids)
Biological process (GO): rRNA processing; nuclear-transcribed mRNA catabolic process; ribosomal large subunit assembly
Cellular component (GO): preribosome, large subunit precursor; nucleolus
Molecular function (GO): RNA binding
Source: RefSeq, a predicted model, not a curated record
GACACCGCAAGUAUAAUACCAUCGCCUCGUCCAAAACCCAGGGAAUCAAAACCCUAGGUCGCGCGACGCAGAGGGGCGAGGGGGAAGAGGCCGCUUAGGAACACAGCGAACGCCACCACGCAAUAAGAUGCCCAAAUCCAAGCGCAAUCGACCAGUGACCUUGUCUAAGACAAAGAAGAAGGGGAGGGAGCACAAAGAGGCUAUAGUGAAUGCUAUAAAGCAGGCAGUAGAAGAUUACAGUAGUGCUUAUGUUUUCACUUUCGAGAAUAUGAGAAAUCAGAAGCUCAAGGACUUCAGAGAGAAGCUAAAGUCAAGCAGCAGAAUUUUCCUGGGCUCGAAUAAAGUGAUGCAAAUUUCUCUUGGGCGGUCUGCGGCAGAAGAAGUCAAACCAGGCAUUCAUAAACUCUCUAAGUUGCUUCAUGGUGAUUCUGGACUUUUUUGCACUAAACUCCUGAGAGAAGAGGUUGAAAGAUUAUUCAGAGAAUUUGAAGAGCAUGAUUUUGCAAGGACAGGGAGUAUUGCAACAGAAAAGAUAGAACUAAAAGAAGGGCCACUGGAACAGUUCACUCAUGAAAUGGAACCUUUUCUCCGCAAACAGGGGCUUCCAGUUAGAUUAAAUAAAGGGGUUGUCGAGUUAGUUUCGGAUUUUGUUGUGUGCGAGGAAGGGAAGCCUCUUUCACCUGAAGCAUCUCGCAUACUGCGACUACUUGAAGUGAAGAUGGCAACCUUUCGCCUCCAGCUCGUCUGUCGUUGGUCUCCUGACGACUUUGAAGUCUACAGAGAAGGCUUGGAUCUUUCAGACAUCGAGUCCUCUUAAAAGAGCUCUUCUACUUACCCGCUUAAAGUUAUAUAGCUGGGCCUCUCUGUCCUCAGAGUGAGAUCCAAAUGCAGUUGAUUUUUGUCUCUCCUGGGCGCACAUCGAGAGGAUCAAUAUAUAUAAACUGCGUUUGUUUCGAGGUUUAUCUUCAUGUAAUCUAUCUCUGCGGAUCUAAGGAUGAACUCGUGCACCCUAUACUGGAAUGUAAUCGAGCCUUUAGCAUGUCAAAACUGUUAGUUGCUCUUUGUUUUCUUUAGAUGGCCUUCCUAAUUUAAAUUAUUUUGAGUGUAUUAUUAUCUUGAGCGAAUAACUUUGAUGAUAUAAUGUGUGCUCAAGGAGUAAUAUGCAAAAUUCUAGUAUGUGUUUGUUUAACUGUAUCAAUACAGAGGCUUGUGGUUUUGGAUCA